AUGGAAGGCCGUGGAGGGCUGUGGAGGGCCGUGGAGGGCCGUGGAGGGCCGUGGAGGGCUGGGCCAGGCCGUGGAGGGCCGUGGAGGGCCGUGGAGGGCUGUGGAGGGCCAUGGAAGGCCGUGGAGGGCCAUGGAGGGCCGUGGAGGGCCAGGCAGCACCUCCCACCACCCAGCCCCUGCCUCAGGUGUGCUGCCCACAGGUACCUCCCGGUGCUGGGGCACACGGACGGCACACUGUCGGUGCUCCACCUGCGCACCUCCAAGACUGUCUUCCGCACGGAGGCGCACAGCCCGGGCCCGGUCACCGCCAUCGCGUCCACCUGGAACAGCAUUGUGUCUUCAGGCGGAGAUCUGACAGUGAAGAUGUGGCGCGUGUUCCCCUACGCCGAGGAGAGUCUGAGCCUGCUGCGCAUCUUCUCCUGCUGCCACCCGGCUGUGGCGCUCUGCGCGCUGGGCAAACGCAUCACCGUGGGCUUCGAGGAUCCCGAGAGCGCCACCUAUGGCCUGGUGCAGUAUGGCCUGGCCGACAGCCCACGCUGCGACCACCAGCCCCAGGACGACCCUCAGGACCACAUCACUGGCCUGUGCUGCUGCCCCACGCUCAAGCUGUAUGCCUGCUCCAGCCUGGACCGCACCAUUCGCAUCUGGACUGGGGAGAACCAACUGCUACG
Dipodomys ordii (Ord's kangaroo rat) is the source of this 671-nucleotide messenger RNA. Its product is annotated as WD repeat-containing protein KIAA1875-like. The record is from RefSeq and is a predicted model, not a curated record. The annotation marks the transcript as partial. Gene Ontology annotation, molecular function: protein binding. The transcript has 3 exons. Lineage: Eukaryota; Metazoa; Chordata; Mammalia; Rodentia; Heteromyidae.